Anopheles coustani is the source of this 1424-nucleotide messenger RNA. It is a transcript of the gene tamo, whose product is annotated as protein tamozhennic. The coding region runs from base 723 to 1424 and encodes 233 amino acids. Lineage: Eukaryota; Metazoa; Arthropoda; Insecta; Diptera; Culicidae. Gene Ontology annotation, cellular component: cytoplasm. The record is from RefSeq and is a predicted model, not a curated record. The transcript has 7 exons.
AUUCCUUGCAACAGCGAACAUAACAUCGGGAUUUGAAAAUUGUGCAGUGCGCUAUUAAAUCGGUGAUUUGGGCGAAAAAUUCAACAGCGGCUCAGCUGGUUCGCUUAUCAGAUUAGAUGUACGGUGUAAAAUGUGCAAUCUAAGAAAUUGAUGCAUCAGUGAAAAUGGCCAAAGCAAUCUGGUGAAUCUAGUCAUCAGCAGAAACAACAACAAAGCACCUGACACAUCAUCUUUCCCGAGGAAAGUAAGCGCAAAUGCCUGCUGAAGGAUAAUGACGAACGGAGCUAGCUAUGCAGAUCUUUUAAUAGAAAUUCGGCAUUUUUUUUGUGUGGUUCUCGUGUGCGCUACUGCUGCCCGUUGACUAUAUUUAUAUCGAGGUGUGUGUCGUUGUGCCGCAGUUUGGCAAGGUGGAUCAAUUUUUAGUUUGUCCUGAUUUAUAAAACCACAGACACCUUGGAGAGCAGAAUAGAAAACCCGACCGUUUUCGUUACGGAAGUGGCACGAAGCGAAUUAGUGACAAAAAUCAAACUCAGAUAGCUGGAACGAAACAAUGUAAUUUGAUGUAAGCUGUUCGACCUGAUCGUACUAUAGGGAAGUGCAGCAGAAUAUAACCUAAAGGGAACCUUCCACUGCUUCCUACUUUGCUAAGCCGAUAAAACAGCAAGAGAACAGAGCCCAGUAUUCUUCGUUUGGCAUUUGCACGAGCUCCACCAACACGGAGGAUGGCUUAUACUACGAAUAAAAUACACGAUGAGCUCUGGGAACAGAUACUAGAGAAUCACUGGAAAUACCUCGAGUCGGAAGAAUCGAUGCAAAAAAUUCAACUGCGGCGUGACCUAGAAGAAUUGAUAGAAAAUCGUCUUGGCAAGGUGUCUCCAAAAGAGAAAUUCUUUCUAAAUGACACGAAAUAUGUCUUUGACAGUUCCGUAGCCUGUUUGGAUGGGUUUACCGCCUACAAAGCAUCGAUCGGAUUCGAGGCCGUCAGCCAGUACGCAAACAAUCUGUUUGUGAAACCAUGGCGGAAAGAAUAUAAAGUGAUAAAAAUGUAUUCCGGCUUCUAUCAACACGAAAUUGCUUCUAACCUGUUGAACGCGGAGAAACUGUUCCAAGCCAUGGGCUACCAGCUGAUGACAAAUCGAACCCUCGUUCUCGAAGGACCCAUUUGUCCGGAUCAGGUGAUGAAUGUUGCGCGCGAUGCUAUCACGGCGUACGUUGAAUGCCAGAUGAUGAAACGGAUCUAUAACGAAUUUACGGCAUUGCGAUUAUCGGUUGACUGGAUUGAUAUUUAUAACUUCCGGAGCUUUCAUGCCGCUGAUGUUAUGCAAACUGUUAAGCAGAUGGCGCAACUAAUACAGGAAAAACAUCACAAUAAACUCCACCAAGCUAAAUUGAAAGGUAUAUUUCAGCGUACCGUCGUACAUUAA